Molecule: messenger RNA, 1162 nt
Organism: Sphaeramia orbicularis (orbiculate cardinalfish)
Lineage: Eukaryota; Metazoa; Chordata; Actinopteri; Kurtiformes; Apogonidae
Gene: ggcta
Product: gamma-glutamylcyclotransferase a
Exons: 4
Coding region: 174-695 (173 amino acids)
Molecular function (GO): gamma-glutamylcyclotransferase activity
Source: RefSeq, a predicted model, not a curated record
GCGGGUUUUAAAGUAACCUAACGUAACCUUCCGUAACGGGUGAAUGAAAAGGUCUGAAAAUUAAGCUCAGUAUUUAUCUUCAAACCAAGGCACUUUAGUAUAAAUAUUUAACGAGGACAAACCAGUAGGUCCAGGCUCCAGUCCUCAGCUGAUCCCGGUAGUGUUGCACAGUCAUGUCUGCAGAUGCCGACGGCCACUUCAUGUACUUCGCAUUUGGAAGUAAUCUGUUGAAGGAAAGACUGCAACUGGCAAAUCCUACUGCGGUAUUUUGCACUACCGGCCGACUGAAGGACUAUAAGCUGAACUUUGGCCUCUGGGAGGAACAUGUGGAUAACGUCUGGCACGGCGGCGUGGCCACCAUUGAGUUCUGUCCAGGCGCAGAAGUGUGGGGAGUCAUCUGGACUUUGAGCAACAAAAACCUCACAAGCCUAGACAACCAGGAAGGGGUGCGCCAAGGAAAGUACUCUCCACUGGAGGUGACAGUGGAGACCGAGAAGGGCCUGAUGCUCUGCAGGACGUAUCAGAUGAACAACUUCUGCACAUGUCCUCCUUCUCCUCAGUACAAACAGGUGGUGUGUUUAGGUGCAGAGCAGAAUGGACUACCGAUGGAAUACUUGAAGAGACUGAAGGUCAUUCAAACCAAUAGCUACAGCGGCCCAUCCAUACUUGAUCAAAUCAAAUCAGUUAUGAAGUAGUUUUGCAUAAAAUAAACUAUGAUAAUAAUGAAUGAGACAUAAUAAGAAUGUCUUAAUGAUGGUAUAUUUUAAUAUAAAGGAAAGCUUCAGGGAAUGCCUUUUUUUUCCUCAACAGUGGCCAAUAAAGUUUGUUACGUAGAACAGUUGUUGAGUUUUCAGAUGUCUAUGUUGAAAACAUACAGGUUUGAAAUAAUUCUUGUUCCACUGUGACAACAUUUGUCAUAAAUGUGACUUGUGAAGCUGUCUAGGUUUUCUUGUUUACAAACAUGUUUCAAAAACUGAGGAUGACUCGCUUGAUAAAUUGCAUGAAGAAAUAAACUGUAUUCAGAUGAAUGUAAAAAAAAAAAAAAAAGAAAAUUUUCUUAAUAAGUAACAAUAAUGUCAAGAAACAAUGAAGAAACGCUUAAUAUUCCAAGAAAAGAAUAUCAAAUGAAGCGUGUUGAGGAACUGUUACAUUUAGUUUCUAC